Messenger RNA from Perca fluviatilis (European perch), 6739 nucleotides. It is a transcript of the gene coq2, whose product is annotated as coenzyme Q2 4-hydroxybenzoate polyprenyltransferase. Gene Ontology annotation, biological process: ubiquinone biosynthetic process. Gene Ontology annotation, cellular component: mitochondrial inner membrane. Bases 343 to 1524 code for a protein of 393 amino acids. Lineage: Eukaryota; Metazoa; Chordata; Actinopteri; Perciformes; Percidae. The transcript has 8 exons. The record is from RefSeq and is a predicted model, not a curated record.
GAUAACAUGUAACGUAACGUUAGUAUAUUGACAACAAAAGAUUUUAGAGGACUAUGGAAGUUAUUAACUUAAAAAGAAGUUACAGCUAUAUAUCAUUGUGCCCGUGUUAUCUUCGAUCUCUAGUGUGAUUUUCUGAACCAGAGAUGUUCCGUGCCGUUCCCUGCCACAGUCAUUGGUUCCGUGUACUGACAUUGUUUCCCCGGAGCAAUGAAUGGCGGACCAUAACAGGAAAGCGUACCGAGUGGAGAGGAACCGCAGCGAAGAGCGAACAGCAUACCUCCAUCAAUGCAGCAGUGACCCAUAGCCAACUGUGUAGUGAUGAUCUGACCUCAGAGAAACACCAUGCUCCCAGCCAAGCUGACCAGCAGGUUAGCUCUGAAUGCCCUGAGGAGGAUUCACCAUGGAGUUUCUUACCCCUGUCUUUACUCCUCGUCUAACAGCUUCCUUCAAACGGAAGGAGGGAUCACAAGAGAAGUGAGUCUCCGCUCAGUUCCCAGUGUGUUGGGAAGAGUGUUUUACAGCCAGAGUGCUGUCUGCCCGUCCCUCAGACUACACCAAACACAGCAAUAUGGCAGAAGAUCGUUCAGUUUAUCAGCUGCUACAAUUGUGAAUUCAGCACCAGCGCCUGUCCAGCCAUACCUGCGAUUGAUGAGGCUGGACAAACCUAUUGGGACAUGGCUGCUCUACAUCCCGUGUACGUGGAGCAUUGCGCUGGCUGCUGACCCUGGAUGUCUCCCUCAUCUAGGCAUGCUCACCCUGUUUGGUACAGGUGCUCUGCUGAUGAGAGGAGCGGGCUGCACCAUCAAUGACAUGUGGGAUAAAGACAUUGACAAAAAGGUGUCCAGGACGGCCACUCGACCCAUUGCAUCAGGAGAGAUUUCUCAGAUGCAGGCACUGGUGUUCUUAGGAGGGCAGCUUUCUCUGUCACUUGGAGUUCUGUUGUGUCUCAACUAUUACAGCAUAGCUUUGGGCGCUGCUUCAUUAUCUCUUGUCAUCUCCUACCCGCUGAUGAAGAGGAUCACUUAUUGGCCACAGGUUGUGUUAGGCCUCACUUUCAACUGGGGAGCGCUGCUCGGCUGGUCUGCUGUCAAAGGCUUCUGUGAUUGGUCCAUAUGCCUCCCACUGUAUUUUUCAGGAGUUAUGUGGACACUGAUAUAUGACACAAUAUAUGCACAUCAGGAUAAGGAGGAUGACGUCAAGGUAGGAGUCAAAUCUACUGCACUCAGGUUCCAGGAGCAAACCAAACUUUGGCUGAGUGGCUUCACAGUGGCCAUGAUGUCAGGACUGGUUGUAGCUGGAAUCAAUGCUGAACAGACUCUCCCAUACUAUGCUGUACUGUCCACAGUGGCCAUUCACCUUACGCAUCAGAUUUACACAUUGGACAUAAACAAACCAGAGGACUGCUGGAAGAAAUUUGUCUCAAACCGAAACGUUGGACUGUUGUUAUUUUUAGGUAUUGUUGCUGGCAAUUUGUGGAAAGAAAGAAGAGAGUCCUUGCUGCAGAAUGAGGAAGCAGACAGAUAAGUGAAAUAAUCAGAACCAAUAUUAUUUUCACUACAUUUACAGUACAUUAUAUUAUACAACGUUGGAUAGUAUCUUUUGGGAUUAUCCCUCUAAACUAAGGUCUAUGAGCAAGCAAAAAAAAAAAGUACUAUACACUGUGAUUUUAACCCUCACAAUAAUUCAUUGGAUACAUUUCUUUGCUCAUAAAACAUAUUUAACAGAUCACUUUUAAUCGAUAUUGUUGUAAAUUGAUAAAUAAAAUACCUCCUGGUACAUACAAAUAUAAUUCACUUCCCUGUUCAAGUGCUACUAAGUGGACCUCUAGUGGCUACAUACAUACACACAAAAUACGUCACAAUAAACAUGCAUAAUUGGGGAAAUUGUAAUGAGUUGUUGUUGCUAAAUACAACUCAAAGCUGAAUUAAGCAAUCUUUACUACUAGGGAGCAGACAAACAAUGGCCUCCUUAGGAAGUAUUUACUGGUCGUUUAGUUACAUUUUAUAAUAAUAAUAAUUAUACAUUAUAGCACUUUAAAAGGUACUCAAAGGCACUUUACAAAGUAAAGAAACAAAGAAAAUCAAUAGCAAGAUCAGUAUAAAAACAUCAAUAUCAACUAGAGAUAAAUAUGAAAAAGUUGCAGCAAAACAGCAUAGAAACAGGAUUUAUCCACCAACUAUUGAGAAAGAGAUCUGGGUUUUCAUUUCUUUAUGAGUCACUGGUUUACUUCAGCUCUCUGUCCUUUCAUGCAAGGCAGAUAGGGAAUACUUGUUUAAUGGGAACCACUGCCAAUUAUUUUAUGAAUGUUUUUUUCUGGGAGUAGUCACACUCAGUCAUUCAGUAUAUGUGCAGGUUGCGCAAUGUGAAAACAAUGUGAGUAAAGCGGCUAAAAGCUGCACAGACCUGCAGAUUUCUGUUAUGCUAGAGCUGCCCUCACAUGACACUGAGUCAUUUAUUUCAAGGCCAAUAUAUUUAAAAACAUAUCAUUUUAUGUAGGUUUAAAUGACAUUAGUGAUCUUCAGUUUAUGCUAGCAGAGAACCACCCUGCCCCAAAUUUUAAAUAUUGUUGCUUUUACUCCUGAAAUCUGGUUAAUUUAGCAAUAGUGGAUGAAACAUAGAAAUAAACUAUGAAUUUUAGUUACAUCUUCUAAGACUACUCAAGACAAGGAAUUAUUUAAUUAAAAUUACCCAUUGCUAUGGUGUUAUUAAUGUAGCUUUUUUAUCAUUUUCCCCCCCAACUCAACCAAACAGUAUUAACAACACAAAAAAUGGGCUUAGAUGACUAAAUUACUAAAUUGUGUUGAAUUUUAAUAAGAUAAAAGGAAGAAUUAUAUUGAAAAGUGGAAACAGACCUAUGUAUGUUAUAGACAAAAGUCUCAAACCAGACUUAUUUCUUAAUUCUACUGCUAUAACAAUACAAGCAACAAUCAUUUGAGUGUUUAUCCAGCUUAAACAAGUGUAUAUUUUCCUCCAUGUUGAUGAAGGUUUUGGGCACAAGUGCCUGUGUAUAUGAUAAUCUGCUUUCACUGUUGCUGCCCAGGUCAAAAAUCCCACAAAGUGACCUAAAUGGCAGCCAUGCCACAACACUGAGAAACUAAAAGUCAUAAACAACGGGAAACGUUUGCACCUUAUGUAAACCAGUCUACGCAGCCACAAAGCUGUUGUGGUGUUCCAUCGACGGGCAAACUCUGACAUACGACUCAACGCUUCAAUGGUCCAGAAAUCUCCAUCGCAUAGUCUGCUCCAGUCUGGGGAGUCUCCUGUUGCAUUGUCCCAGUAGCCAAGCCCAGCUGCGUUAUUGAGGCUUUCACUGAUCCUCCAGUGAGAAUAAUAUUGGAUCCUCAAAACUGCCGCCAGACCCCAAACCCACAGGACACCAUAGAGCUUGAUAGAGUUGGAGGGAUCAUAAGUGUUAUGUUUGAGAAAAUAGACAAGACAAUACCUUACCCACUCCAGCAAUAACACCUGCAUCAACUUAAGGAAGACUACAAUCAGUGGAUUAGGUGAAGGUUUUUGGCUGAUCCCUGCCAUUAAGGACAAAAAUUGUCUGUAGGAGCACAAAGGCCCACCAAGCAUUGUGGUGAAAUUGAGGCUGUAGCUGAUAAGCGGAAGAAGCAUCACACAAGCCUUCCUUAUGGUCAACGCUUUAAAUGUUAGCAGGACUCGUUUCUCCUGGAGGUCCAUGGACACUGAGGUCAUUCUCUGAGUGAGCAGCAUCAAAGAGGACACUGCUAAAAACAAUCUGAAAGUGGAAGAGUUGUUAAUUUGAUUACACGAGUCAUUUUAUAAAUGUUUAAUUAUCUUUUUGCAUUUUAUGUUUUUACCCAAAGCAUAAUAGUUCUGUGGUGGAAGACAAAUUAUUUCAUUCUUAAAGUACAUUUUCAGGAAAUGUUUUAGCACUUGAUUGACAGAAAGUAAUUUUUUGCUUUUUAAGUGGGUUUAAAAUGGUCAAUCAUGUUGUUUUUAUAUGCAUUUAUCUAUUUAUUCGGUUUAUGGGUUUUGGUUUUUGGGCUUUUCAUGGGGUUAGUUGACAAUAAGAAAAAUACAGAAUAUCACCAGACUUAUCCUUUAAAUACAAUAAUUCAUAUUUGAUGUUGGACGCUCUGGCAAAGCAUGAAGGUAUCAGUUUGCAUACCAAUGAACUGAUUUAAGAUUAGUACCUGAUGCUGACAGGUUCUUGCAAGUAGUAUUCCCUGUACUGUAUAAGCAGGUGCCAGAAGGUUUGCCACAACAUCUGGAUACCAAACACCCAGGCGUGGACACAGCUUGGAUCCACAGAGCACACGAGCAGAAUAAAGACAAAGGUAGAGGUGAACAGAAGCGAGCUGUAGAUGCCCAUAGUGAUGACUGCCAGGACGCAUCCUCCAACAGAAACAAACAGAUACCUGUAGAUGGAAAUUCAUGUUGACAAUCGGAAAAAUGCCAAAGAUUGGUUCUGCUUCAGCAUCUCCAGUGUGAUGAUUUGCUGCUUUUCUCUGUUUAAUAUAAUUGUAAACUGAAUAUUUCUGGUUUUGGACUGUUGGUCGUCAAAAAAAACAUUUGAACACGUCAGCAAGGAUUUGUCACUAUUUUCUGACAGGUUAUAGACCAAAUGAUUAAUCAGGAAAUGUUCUGCAGAUGAAUUGAUAAAAAACAAUUAUCGUUAGUUGCAUGUCUACUGACAACUUAUUGUGGUACUGACUUAUUUGACUGAAUUAUUUACGGUUUGUCAAGUCAAUUUAUUUAAAAAGGACAUUUAAAAACCAAUAUUUACCGCGUUGCUUUUACUAGUCUAAGUCUAACUUAAGUCUAAAAUACAAUCAGAUAAAUGAAAUACUAACAAGUAUGAAUACAUUUAUUAGACUGGUUCUGCUAUUGCCUUAUGUUCCAGUUGGACUAAUGACUUCAUAUUUCGUUUGCUUUACAAAUCAAACCAUGAACUUACUUAAAUUAAAAUUUAAAUAUAUUAGAAUAAAUAAUGAAUUACUGUUAUUACUCGACACGUUGCUUUUAAAAUGCAGUUUAAUAUAUAAUAAAAAUCUAUAAAUCGGUUUGUAAUUUCCUACCUGUAUGUCAACGACAGAUAUCCCCGUUUAGCAAGAAAAUAAAACAAAAAUGCGAAUGGGAGUGAAAAACAUUGGUGCAUUAGAAACUGAUGUUGUUCCCACAACCAGCUCAUCAAACCCAUAUCUGCGUCUGAGGAUCACUGACAGAAGACCGAAGCUGCUGACGUUUGCUGCUGAUUGUUUUAUUAGACGGGUGAAAUACUUGUUUUACCCCAUCCGACUGUCUUUGCCAUUCCACCUUUGGCCUGCAUUAAAGCAAUCCCUUUUGUUUACCAUUAUCACACAGUACUGAUAAUAGCUUUUCUUUUUGUUUAACAUUAUCAGUACCGUGGGAUACAAAGGCUUUUUAGUUAGUCCAUAUUUUAGCAACUGUAGCAACCAAAAACCACCCCCCAUUAAUCAAACAAAUACAGUAUCAACCCAGGAAGUCUGUUUUCACUGUUAUUCUAUUGCGUGUUUGGUUAAUAUUUCUCAUAAACUGUCACACAAUCUUAAUCUUAAUUUGUAUUAUAGGCCUGGUUGACCAGUUGUCAACACACGGAAAACAACAAACAAUUAGUGUAAACAAAGUAAGAGAUAGAAAAGUCCAAGAUAAAAAUGGAGGUCAAGGACCAGCUCCUGUGUCACCUGUAAAAUUUCUUACCCCAUCAAUGAAAAACAAAGUCAUUUCACUGCUUUUAACCUUCUCGCCCGAGGUUAUAUUUAUUUUUUACAUAUUAUUUAUUCAAUAUUACAAACUGGUUUGUCAAAUGUAUGAUGAAUUUAUCAAAAUAGUAUCAGGGUCUGAGCCACAGCACCCUGGCUUUAUGUCGGUUAUACAACAAUGAAAUCAAGUUUUACCUAUAAAUAACAAUGUACAAUUCACUUCUAUAUCAAUUUAAAGCUACUUUUGGCGGAACAAAUUUGGUACAUUUCUGACAACUUUCCCUAAAAGUCUGAGUAUUCAUUAUUAUGCAUUUAUUAUUUAUUUCAGUAUUAUACUGUGUGUAGCUAAAUUAUGUUCCUGCCCACUGAACUUUGCACAAGAGAUGUCUGACCUCGUUUGACCCAACCUUGGAAAAAGUAAAAAAUUUAGAAAGCAUUUUCAUACUGACCUAUAUUUCUGACUAUUUGAAGGUGUCUCACGCUGAAUAAUGUUUACUGUCUUCCUGUCAAUACAAGACUACCGUUGUAAUUAUAUCCUUGACUGCAUUUUGUACAAUAGGGUGCAGUAGGAUGUUUUGAGCUGCCCUUAUUAAGGCAUUUUCAAAGGUAAGCACUGCAGGUCUGACCUGUCUGGAAAUAUGUUACACAACACUUUGUUGUGAAAAGGGCUGUAUAAAUAAAGUUUAUUAUUAUAUCGCAUGUAUUUUGGGAAAGUUUGUCACGAUCAGUUAGCAGGGUUCAGAGAAUUGCGGACCCAAAUGCAGAGACGGGUAGGCAGUACUAGUACUAGAAGACAACAAACUCCCAGAGAGGAGAAAAGGUGACAAUAAAACAUCAAUUUUCUUGUUGUGUGGUCGCCUGCCUAGCUUUGUGUACUUAAGUCAUUCAGUGUUUCCUGGUCAGUGAUGAAAUGCCAACACUGCACAAUUUCUUAUCAAAUCUUACAAACUCAAAUUCCAAUGUGCAUGACUGUCAAAUGUUAGUCCACCAUAGUGGUGUUAAAUCCAUUAAAUUGUGUAAAACGUAAAUAAAAACAGAUUAGUGAUAAA